GGUUCUCGCUUCCUUCCUCUCUCUCCUCGGGUUCGCGCGACUCGAUUUCGUCUCGAGACGACCUCAGGAAUCCGACCAGACGCGCGCGCGGCAUGGCGUGGGCGGACGGCUGGCUGACGAAGCACGGGUUCCCGCGGGGCUACCGCUUCGUGCCCGAGAUCCUGGAGCUCUUCGCCAUCCUCUCCGACAGGAUCGGCGGCCGGCCCCUCCCCCCGAAGGUCGCCGGCGUCUUCAACGACAUCCGCAUCCUCGACCACCACCCUCGGGAGCUUUACGAGGCGUACAAGGAGUACGAGGAGAAAGGGAACAUCUACUUCUUCAGCCUGAGGGAGUUCCCGCCCGGUCGCGCGGGCGGCGGCGACAAUGGCAAGGAGCGGCGGCCGGUCCGCACGGCCACGGGCGGCGCGUGGAAGUCCUCGGGCGGCAGCAAGCAGCUGUCGUGGCCGCCGAAGAAGGGCAGCGGCGUCGCCGGGAGGAUGGUCACCAUGGUGUUCUACGAGCGGCAGGACAACGAGCUCGCCAAGACCGACUGGGGCAUGCACGAGUUCACCGUCCCCAUAGGGCCUAAUUUGCAGUUCUCGGACCUGGCCGUGUACCGCCUCUACGAGUUGAAAAACGGCGGGAAGGAAAGCAAGACAGCAGCCCGGAGCAGGAACGAGCAGGCGAACAGCUCUGACCACGGCGUGGCCACCGUCUCCGUCGAGCACAGGCCCUCCACGUUGACGGUGGUGGUGCCGCGGCCAGGUCAGUCAAGAGGGACGUUCACGACGACGAACCAAGCACUCGCCGCCGCCUCGACCUCGCAGACGUGGCAGCAACCCGGCAUUGAGCAUGCCCAGCUCUACCAUCAUCCGUACUCGUUCGGUGCCGCCGCAACGUCGGGGCCAUGUAACUGGGCGCCGCUGGCCGCCGCGAACCCACAGGCGCAGAAGGCUCGUGCGAUGUCGGUGCACGGCGCCGGGUCGCCAGGUUACUUCCAGUUCGCGGGCCCGCCGGCGCCAGUGCCCGUUUCGCCAGCCGCCGAGAACCCAGCAGCACAGCAGGAUCCCGCGGCGGCGACGCACGGCGUUGGGCAAGCCGGCCACUUUGGGGCCACGCGCUCUCCGCCUGCCACUCCAGCGGCCGCGAGCCCCCCGGCGGAACAGCACGCCGCCGCCACGGCGUCGCCACUACACGUCCAGGUUGCAGGCUGUGACGUUGACGAGUCGAUGGAGGCGUCGGUCCCUUCCACGCUGGAGGUCGUGCCUCCCCUGCCGGAGCUGGCGCCAGCCGCCGAAGAUGACUGCAUGGACGACGCGUGGAACAGCUGUUGCCGCGAGACGCCGAGUUUGUCCAUUGAUACCGACCUCGGCUCUCUCGACGACUUCUUCCUGUUCGACAACUCGUACGACAGCUCGUACGACAUCUCGUUCACGAUGGAGGAGCUCACCGGCCAAACGUUGAUGCCGACGCCGAUGGAGGCAGCUAACCCUUCCGGCGGAGAUGAGAACAGUCAGGCAGAUGGCAAGCAGCAGCAACCUCCAUCGUGA
Messenger RNA from Phragmites australis (common reed), 1529 nucleotides. Its product is annotated as NAC domain-containing protein 58-like. Lineage: Eukaryota; Viridiplantae; Streptophyta; Magnoliopsida; Poales; Poaceae. The record is from RefSeq and is a predicted model, not a curated record. Gene Ontology annotation, molecular function: DNA binding. The coding region runs from base 93 to 1529 and encodes 478 amino acids. The transcript has 3 exons. Gene Ontology annotation, biological process: regulation of DNA-templated transcription.